AUGAGCGAUUUCUCCUGGUUUGUCGCGUGGAACGGCACCUCCCCUGUGGACAGCAUCCCCAGCGAGGUGUCGGUGAAGCGCCUGCUGCACUCCAUAGGCGCACCUUCCUCGCAGCACGCGAUGCUGAGAUCCUCGGAUAAGUCGCUGCUCAUGGCGGUGACUCUCCCAGAGGUGCGUUUGUGGGGAGUGGGGGGAGUGUGGGGGGAAGCGGAGGGGCAGGGGGGUUGGCUGGGGGAGGCGGAGGGGGGGGGGGGGGAGGGGGAGACGGGGGGGGGAGGGGGAGUGGUGUUGGAGCUUCCGGGGAGGAUGCCGAUAAUAGGAGGGAUAGGAAAGGGGCCAGGAGCAGGAGGAGCAGCAGGAGGAGGAGGGGGGGGAGGAGCAGGAGCUGCAGGAGCAGGAGCAGGAGCAGGAGCAGGAGGAGCAGCAGGAGCAGCAGCAGCAGCAGCAGGGAGGGCGGGUAUGGGAGGGGCAGGAGGCAGGGGCGCGAAGCACCAAGCCCUCCUGCGCCGAUCCUUCGCCAAGCGUCUCGAAUCCGUGCCUGACGGCACAGACUUGGAAGAGCUGGAACCAGCCAAGGCGAUUCCGUACGAGGAGGUGGAGCGGGCCACGCAGGGGUGGGCGGAGGAGGCCAAGCUGGGCGAGGGCGGGUCGGCUGUGGUUUACCGGGGGUGUGGGGCGGACGGGCAGCUGUGGGCCGUGAAAAGAGGGAAGAAGGGCGGGAUUUCUCGCCGGAAGGACUAUGAGAAAGAGGUGAGACAGAUGUGGUUUCAGCCGACUCGGAACGAUACGUUCUCCCCCCCCUCCGCUGCCCCUCCAUUCCCUGUUCCACUUCCCUCACUCUCUGUGCUAUCUCCCCCCCGUCCUCUCCUCCCCUCCUCCCCCCAUCUCUCCCCCAUUCCCCCAAAUAUCCACGCAGUGUCGCAGCUGAGGCAUGCCAAUCUGGUGCGGCUGCUGGGGUUCUGCGAGGAGAGGGAGGGAGGAGCUGCUCUGCUGCCACCCGCACGCCUCCACUCCACCUCCCCUCCUCCCCUGUGUCCCCUUGCUUUUGCGCUCUGCCCUUUCAACCUCCCACUCUUCCCCCCACAAAAGAUCCAUGCAGUCUCCCAGUUGCGCCACGCCUCCCCGGUGCGGCUGCUGCUGGGGUUCUGGGAGGAGUCUAGUUUUGCGGCCAUGCAAAGACUGGAGGGAGGAGCCUCUUCAAGACUCCUAACCAUGCAAAGUCCCGAUUGGGCAGCCAGCCACCUUCACCCCCACGCCUCCACCCCUCAUGACCUCCCACUGUCCUCCCCCUCCCCUCCCCCUCCUCUCCCCGUCACCCUCUCCCCGUCACCCUCUCCCCGUCACCCUCUCCCCGUCACCCUCUCCCCGUCACCCUCUCCCCGUCACCCUCUCCCCGUCACCCUCUCCCCGUCACCCUCUCCCCGUCACCCUCUCCCCGUCACCCUCUCCCCGUCACCCUCUCCCCGUCACCCUCUCCCCGUCACCCUCUCCCCGUCACCCCCUCCCCGUCACCCUCUCCCCGUCACCCUCUCCCCGUCACCCUCUCCCCGUCACCCUCUCCCCGUCACCCUCUCCCGUCACCCCCUCCCCGUCACCCUCUCCCCGUCACCCUCUCCCCGUCACCCUCUCCCCGUCACCCUCUCCCCGUCACCCCCUCCCCUCCCCUCCUCUUUCCCACCUCAGAUCCACGCGGUCUCCCAGCUACGCCACCCCAACCUGGUGCGGCUGCUGGGGUACUGCGAGGAAAGAGAGGAGCUUCUGCUCGUAUACGAGUUUGUGCCCAACGGCAACCUGCGCCAGCACAUCAACCCCAUCAGGGGGGAGGCGGCCAUAGAAGGGAAGCCGGGAGGCAUGUUGUCGUUUGACAAGCGCCUGGAGGUGGCCCUGGGAGUGGCGGAGGCGCUGCAGUACAUGCAUGGAUGCCACCCGGCGAUCAUUCACCGCGACGUGAAGACGCUCAACGUGUUCCUUGACAACGACUUACAUCCCAAGCUAGGCGACUUUGGCAACGUGAAGGAGAUCAAUGACGAGUCUACGUCUCCACGCACACCCGAGUGGUCGGCACUCCAGGCUAUCUGGAUAAUUGUUGGGUCGUCAAAAGACACGCUUGUUUUCCUCUCCCCCUCCCUCCCUUCUCCCCUUCCCCAGCCGAAGCUGGGCAACUUUGACAACGUGAAGGAGAUCAGCAACGAGUCCACGUUUCCCUCGUCUUCCCCGCUAUAUGGGAUUUCCCUUGUCUUCCCCGCUCACACCACUGCUUCCUUCACUCCCUUGCCCCCUGUACCUGCUUCCCUCGCCUCUCAACUCUCCCAGCCGAAGCUGGGCGACUUUGGCAACGUGAAAGAGAUCAACGACGAGUCCACGUCUCCCACGCACACCCGAGUGGUCGGCACACCGGGCUACCUCGAUCCACAAUAUUGCCAGACCAGCAUUGUGUCUGAUCGUUCUGACGUCUACAGCUUUGGAGUGGUGCUUCUGGAGCUCAUAACAGGCAAGGCGCCUGUUCUCAAGGAGUCAGACGACGCCGGGGAGAGAAUGGCGCUCGCCAAAUGGGCCACCCCCGCCAUCUGCAGUGGCCACACGGACUCAGUGGCAGACCCCGUGCUGCUGGAGUCGAGCACCCCACAGGCGCUGCAGGCGGUGGGCAGCCUGGCCGCCAUGUGUGUGCAGCGCCUGCCCAAGGACCGCCCAGCCAUGGGGGAGGUGGUGCGGCGACUAAAAUCCAUCAGACAGCAGGCCCUAGCAGCAGCAGCCACAGCUUCGGGCAGCCUCCGAGGCUUCCCCACGUUCGGCCGAGCCGGUGGAUCUAUAACCUCUCCCGACGCUGCUGCUGCUGCUGCUGCUGCUGCUGCGGAUGGUGGUGGUGGUGCUUCAACCCCCAGACCCUCCUCUGCUGCUGCUGCUUUCCCCAUGCUCUCGCCGCGAAUCCCGGGCGGGAUAAACGUUUUCCAGAAAGAUUUCUGGCGCCCGAAGUUCCCGCCGGUCCGCUCGAAAUCGGACAUGAAUCUCGCGAACCUGCCGUCAGAAUCAGGCUCGGAAGGAAGCCAACAGGAAGGUUCCCGGGGGAGGGAGGGAGGGGGUGCAGAAGCAGAGGUGCCCUUGUCUGCUGUACCAGCAUCAAUGAGUGGGUUGGGUCACUGGGAGGAUGACGAGUUGGAGGAUGGGGAGGAGGAGCAGGGGGAGCAUCGGCAAGGGUACGCCCGCGCACAUGGGGAGAGCAGCCGUGACAGGCCCGGGGAUGGGCAUGGGCGCGGGGGAGGGCAUGGGAGGGAGCGUGGGGGUGGGCAUGGGAGGGAGCGGGGGAGGGAGCGGGGGCAUGCAAGGGAGCCGUCACAGGAAGAAGCUCAAGCUCCCACGAAGCAGCCGGGAAAAAUCCCCAAGUCGAGAUCGCUGGACCUCGCGUCGCUCAUGCUCGGCCUCCCGAUUCCGCACUCCAAGACAAAGGAGGAGGUGGGCGGAGAGGGAAGAGGAGGGGGGAAGUCCCCGCGGGGGGGAGGGGCCAAGUCGCCUCGAGGGGGGGGAGGGUCCAAGUCCCCCCGAGGAGGAGGGGCAAAGUCUCCAAGAGGAGGAGGCGGUGCGAAGUCGCCUCUCAUGGCGCCGUCGUCGCCUCUGCCUGAAACUGCCAAGAAGUUUCUGUCUGCUACGCUGGGGAAGAAGAAUAAGAUGAAGGAGAUUCAAGCGCUGGUAGCAUUGCAGCACACCAACCUGGCAGAAAUUCUCGGCUAUGCCCUGGAGAAGGAUGAUGUGCAGAUUGCAUACGACCUCCCCCCCAACUCCGCUUCCCUGGAGAACUACCUCUUUCCAGAGCCAAAUGGCUCACGCCACCUUCCCUCGAUCCCCAUCAAUCCUUCCUCCCGCCGCCACGCCUCCAUCUGCCCGCCGACGCGCCGACCUCGGCGCCGACACGGACGACCAGCGCGGCGACGCGGACGACCUGCGACCACCGCGGACGGCCAGCGCGCGACCCCCGACGACCAGCGCGCUGCCGCGGACGGCCGGCGCGGCCCCGCCGACGACCCGCGCGCUGACGCGGACGGCCAGCGCGGCCCCGUCGACGAGCCGCGUGCUGACGCGGACAGCCAGCGCGCGGCCACGAACGAACCGCGCGCCACCGCGGACGGCCAGCGCGCGGCCGUCAACGCCCCUGCGCCGACGCGGACGGCUGGCGCGCAGCCGCGGCUGAUCUGCCCGCCGUCGCGUUCGCCUGCCCGCGAUCUCCACGACCUCGAAACCCUAAUUCCUCCCCGCACUUCCGCACCAGCCUCUCUUCCCCUCUACCUCCUCCCCCUACUCCACCCCUAA
Molecule: messenger RNA, 4302 nt
Organism: Closterium sp. NIES-65
Lineage: Eukaryota; Viridiplantae; Streptophyta; Zygnematophyceae; Desmidiales; Closteriaceae
Source: the annotation of a GenBank genome assembly